AUGCGCUUUGAGGACAAGUCCGGCAAGUGGAAGGAUGUCCUGGAGGGCCCUGGCCCCGGGUCCGACGGCAAGGAGAAGCUCCUGGUCGCCGUGGCCACUGGAAAGGAGGAUGAGAUUCGGAGACUCUUGGAGUCGAGGGCAGAUCCAAGUGCCGAGGCUUUGGUUGUCGCAGCCCGAAUCGAUGAGAGCAAAAGCCUUGCUGUCGUGAAACUGUUGCUGGAGAAGAGGGCUUUACCCUCUGCGACAGACAGGUAUGGAUGGACGCCGCUGGUGGUGGCCGCUGCAAAAGGCCAUCUGGAACUCGUUUCGCACCUUCUGGAAUGUCAGGCGACUCCAGAUCCCAUGACCGGUCCGGGCAAGAAGAGAGUCGUGACAGCUUUGCAUGCGGCUGCCAGCUUCGCGAAUUUUCAUGGGUCACCAAGCGGAGAUUUGCAAACGAAGGAGGCAGCCGAGGCAGCCAAGGAAGCGGCAGCCAAAGACUUCUUGGAAGUGGCCAGCACACUUUUGCAAAAGCAAGCCGAUCCAAACGCGCUCUUGGAGUGGGAGGGCCAUGAACCCACAUGUCUGCUGGCAGCUGCCAGCGCCAAGGCCGAAGACAGCUAUGUUCUGGAUAUGAUACAUCUCCUGCUGAUGGAACGAGCAAACCCAGAGGCCGCCAGAGAUGGACGCACGGUGCUGUCGGUGGCUGCGGAAGCAGAUGCGGAAGGACAUCGAGCCGAAUACCUGCUGGACCGUCUCCUGCGCGGCGAGGGGCAGGAGUACACGGACCUGGUGCAGAAUCUGCUGCAAGAGGUCCAGCCUGCAAAAGGCUACACCCGCCAGCAGAGAUUGCAGGAGUCCGUGCGCACCAUCCUCGGUCAGGUCCCGGAGAAUAGUAAGCAGGUCAAGCCGAAAGUGUCCCUAGUGACGCGCAAAAGCACCAAGAGCAGCAGCAAGGACGAUAAGACCAGAACCAGCAACGAUUGGGACUUGGAGCUGCAGAACUUGCACUAUGCGCCGAAAGUGCAAGUAUCGUUGCGAACUCUUCCAAUCCGUGCACCCUUGGCAUGCCGCCCGGGAGUGUUGAGAGCUUUGGCAGAGACUGCAAACGACGAAACCUUGGCCUCUGAUACGGUGGAGGCCAUCACUGCUGCGGCAUGGCUGCAGUUGCGGGCAGUCACCGCCAUAGAUGUCUGUCUGGAUGGCAUGGCGGUCGCUUGCUUGUGUGGCGUCACCAUCUCCUGCCGCACUGGUGGGGACGGAAACGCCCCGCUGCCAUUCGUCUUUCUGAUCCUCAUCCAGGCGAAGGAGGCCAUUGAAUGGAUAGUGCACUUCUUCUAUGUGUUUGGUGCAUUCUUCAAAAACCUGGUCAGCCACAACUUCCUCAUGACACCAGUCAAGAGCGAAGAUUGGGAAGACAGCAUUUCCGCACAGGGUGCAGAAAUUCUAGAGACCUUUGCUGAUGCGCUCUUCUUGGUCGUGGGUUGUGCCGCCAUUGCAAGUCAGAUGCAGCUUUGCAGCGAGAACAAGAUGGACAAGGUCUGGAUGCCAUGGUUCUGCUCGAUGUAUUGGCUACGAUUCGUGUACAGUUUACGUGGGGAACGAUGGCUGGGAAUAUAUCUACUUCCGAUUCUGUCCGCUGUGCGAGAUACCUGGGCCUUCUUCUUUGUCACUUUCCUUUGUGUUGGAGGCGCCACCCACGCCUACGUUAUCCUGGACCCCCGAGGAGAAGACCCCCUCCCGAUAUACUCUGCACUUACACACACGGUUCGCCUCGCCAUUUUCGGUGAUUUCGACCUCUUCGAGUACCAGGGCCAGGACACGAACUACGUAUUGAACACCGAAACUAAUGAGUGGGAGCCCAAAGAUCCAAGUCCUCUGGACCUGGGGGCAGAUUGGUUUUGGAGCUAUAGCUACCUGCAGCUCUCCUUCUUCAUCACCGGCAUGGGCAUCACGGUGCUUCUCAUGAACCUCUUAAUUGGUAUCCUGAGCGCUAACUACGACACACACCAGGGCCGGGCACAGAUCCUCUUCGUGCAAGCCAGGGCUCGCAUGUUGCUGGAGCAGCAGCGCCGGCCCUGGAGUAUGGCCUUCGCAUGGCUGCGACGAGGCCUGAAGCCGCAGUCGAGUUCCGACACCUACAAGGAUGCCAGGAGUAAGACGGCGGAGUUCAAAAGAGACUUCUUUCACCUGCCGGAGCAAUACCGUUAUCCUGCUAUUGUGGGCAUCGUAGCCCUAUAUCCACUUCAGCAAGUCAUGACAACCGACAUCUUUGGUCAUUUUCUGGCAGGCGCAGUAUACGGGCCUGUACUACAAGACAACAAGCUGGCCUUUAUCAUACUCAUCUUCUCCCCACUGUUCUUGGUUCUAUCAGUCGUUGUUUGGGUGAUCUUUUGGCCGCUCUGCCUGGUGUUCCGGAUCCAAGGUGUGCGCUAUGCGAUCAAUUUGACUGUCUUCGGCAUCUUUCAUACCCAUUUCGCUUCGGAGUGCCACAUCUUGGCGCUGGUUCGGAAGGAGGAUGGAAAGACCGACCAGAAGGACGUGGUCUUUUAG
Molecule: messenger RNA, 2532 nt
Organism: Symbiodinium sp. CCMP2592
Lineage: Eukaryota; Dinophyceae; Suessiales; Symbiodiniaceae
Source: the annotation of a GenBank genome assembly